Carassius carassius (crucian carp) is the source of this 2603-nucleotide messenger RNA. RefSeq names its product zinc finger matrin-type protein 1-like. Lineage: Eukaryota; Metazoa; Chordata; Actinopteri; Cypriniformes; Cyprinidae. The coding region runs from base 118 to 1881 and encodes 587 amino acids. The transcript is spliced from 7 exons. Gene Ontology annotation, molecular function: nucleic acid binding; zinc ion binding. The record is from RefSeq and is a predicted model, not a curated record.
CAUACUGCGCAUGCGCAUAUCAACCUCCCUUGAAUAUUUUAACCAUUGCCAUGUAGAGCUCUUUGGCAUUUUUAGCUUAAUCAGCUACAGUUUUGAUUUAUUUCCAGGUAUAAAAAAAUGUCCGAACUUCUAGCUAGUGUAUCGUGUUCUCCGCAGUGUGCGGAAACAGACAAAACCAAAAAUACAGACGAUAUCAAUCCAGAAACAGUACAAAACACUAACACCAAUAUUUCUCAGGUUGAAGAAGGGUCUCAGAGCGACAGUGAUCUUCUCAAAGGCCUGUUGACAGAUAACUUCUGUCACAUCUGUGAAGCAACCCUGCUUUAUGAGUCCCAGAGAGUUUCUCAUUAUGAGGGGAAAAAACAUGCACAAAGAGUCAGAAUGUACCUGCAGAACAAGAAAGCUAAAAUAAAUAAGCCACGCCAAGAUUGUGGAGGCGUUUUGAGAGGUCUGUGUGCACAGAAGUUCUGCGAGCUGUGCAACAUGGUAUUCAGCUCUCCAACUGUGGCCAAGUCGCACUAUGAGGGCAAAGUUCAUGCCAAGAACAUGAGAAAAACAAUUCCUUCUCCACCUGAAGCGCCCGUCCUAGAAUCCACAACUCCUGGUGUCCUCCCAUCAGAGGCUGCUGUGCUGAAUCAGAUCAGUCAGGAGCAGUACACUUCUGGCUCGGGCGAUCAAGAGGUGGAUCAUAGUGACCCCAACAAGUAUUGUACGCUGUGCAGCGCUUCCUUUAACAAUCCUCUGGUCGCACAGCAGCACUACAUCGGCCGGAAGCAUCAGCGGAACAAGACCCGGCAAGAGAUGCUGGACCAGAUGGGGGAACAGUCAGAACAUGCGAGCUCCCUGACUUGCCCGAUUUGCUGUCUGACGCUCAGCUCAAUAGAGAUGUACCAAGCACACAUGCAGGGAAACAAACACAUUGUCAAGGAGAAGAAAGUCAUGGAACUGUGCAAAUCUCAGAAGAAAGUGUACGACUCCUUCCAGGAUGAGCUGGCUGACUACAUUCAGGUGCAGAAGGCCCGGGGACUAGAUCCCAAAGCAGGGCCGGGUACCAUGGGACAAGCAAACAAGGAUCUGGAAGAGAGUGUGAAAGAAGGUCCACAGAACGCAGAAGAGAUGCCUCAUCCUGGCAAGCUGGUACCAUGUUUCCCACCCCCUGGUUUCCCUCAACCUCACUGGCACCCACACUUCCAGUCUCAGGUCAAUCAAUUUGGCUUUGGCAUGAGAGGCCCUGUCCCACACUAUCGGCCGGGGUAUAUGCCCCAUAUCCGUCCUCCUUUCACACCUGGUCACCUGUGUAAAAGAGGAAAGAGCCCCGAAUCAUUUAGCUCCUCCUCUUUUUCAGACUCCUCCUCCUACACUAGCAACAGUAGUGACAGCAGCAGCAGUUACAACAGCAAAGAGCUGAAGAAACAGAAGAGGAAGAUGAAAAUGCGAAGGAAGAGCAGAAGAGACCAGGAGGAAGAGUCGGAUACGGAACCAAGUGAAAGGAAAAAGAGGCAUAAAGGAGACAGGAGAGGAAGUGCAGAAAGAGAAGAUGAAAGAAAGAAAUGGAAGGAGAGAAAAAAAAGAGAGAGGAGCUCUAGUGAAGACGAGGAAAGCAGAAGUAAAAGAAGAGCAAGCAAGAAAAGUAGGAGGCACGGGGAUGGACAGUAUGCAAAGAGACGAAAAGUAGAGGAACUCUUGGUCAAACAAGAGAUUGAAGUGCACGAGGAACCACAGGGAAAGAUGGAGGAGCACGUAGAGGUCAGGACAGAAGCAAAAGAUGGCAAACACAAACACAAAAAAGAAAGGAAAAAAGGAAAAGAGAAGACGAAUCAAGAAGACAACAGGACAGAGGAGGAAAGGCUCUGGGAUGAGACGAUUCUUGGUGUUUCUUAGACUUUUUUUUUUUUUUUUUUUUCUAAUGAUGGUAUUGUUCUUAUUAAACUGCACGGGACCUCAGAAAAGCGUUUUUCUGAAAUCCUCUAGGCUCCUCUCACUAUUUAUGCAUUCUGAAGAACUAUGAAGGCCUAAAUUCCUCUCUAAAUUCCUUAUUAAAGAUUCAAAAGUGAAACUUUUGUCAUCAUUUACUUAUCAUUUCAAACCCUUAGGACUUUUAUGGAACACAAAAGUAGAUGUUUUCAAGAAUGUUCAUGCUGCUGUUUUGCAAUUAAGUGAAUGUGAAUAGAGGCUGUCAUUCUCCAAAAAAAGCAGAAGUCAAUACAACUUGAGCACUAUAUUUUAAUUGUUUUGAUUUUUGAUGAGGUACAGAUCAAAAUAGAUUCAAAAUAAUAUUGAUGCCUGAAAUUGGACAUUUUCAGCCUUGCUGUGUCGUGAGCAGAAAUAUGACAUGCAAGAAACUACAUACAGAGUUGUUAAAAACAACAUUUUUGCCAUUUUUAUAGCUCGACAACAUCCAUUCACUUUCACAGUGUGGAAAAGAGCAACAUGAACAUUAUGCUAAACCUCUCCUUUCGUGUUCCACAGAAGAAAGUCAUGCAGGUUUGGAAUGACAUGAGGGUGAGUAAAUAAUGUGAAAAUGUUCGUUCUUCGAAAGUCUCAGGACUACAGACUUUAGGACGUCUCUAGAGCUGCACUUCACUCUUGUAGAAAUCACUAAC